GUUUGGUUUAUGAAUUAACAAGCGCGUAAUGCGCGAUGUAAAGUGAUCGAAGCUGCUACACAUCAGGAAGAUAGACGAAUGGAAUUUAAUAAUAACAACAAAACCUCUUUCAUUUGAUGGUAUUUAUUAUGAUAUAAUUGAGAUAUCUUGAUCCAAUUUGGAAAUAUGUCUAACGGAGAUAUGCAAUACGUGGGACCAUAUAAACUGGAGAAAACUCUAGGCAAGGGUCAAACAGGUCUUGUGAAACUUGGGGUACACUGCUCAACAGGGAAAAAGGUAGCUGUUAAAAUUGUCAACCGAGAAAAACUCAGUGAAUCUGUUUUAAUGAAGGUGGAAAGAGAAAUUGCCAUAAUGAAACUUAUAGAACACCCCCAUGUUCUUGGCCUUUUUGAUGUAUAUGAGAACAAGAAAUAUUUGUACCUAGUUUUAGAGCAUGUAUCUGGAGGGGAAUUAUUUGAUUACCUUGUGAAAAAAGGGCGCCUCACACCAAAAGAAGCUCGCAAAUUUUUCCGUCAAAUUAUUUCUGCCAUAGAUUUUUGUCAUAGCCAUUCUAUAUGCCAUAGGGAUUUGAAGCCAGAGAACCUUCUAUUAGAUGAGAAAAACAACAUUCGUGUUGCUGAUUUUGGAAUGGCGUCACUGCAGGUUGCGGGAACGUACUUAGAAACAAGUUGCGGCUCUCCCCACUAUGCAUGCCCAGAAGUCAUUCGUAUGACCUUGGUUGCUGGAAAUUGCAUGUUAUCACUGACAGAAUUCUCCAAAUAG
Molecule: messenger RNA, 762 nt
Organism: Anneissia japonica
Lineage: Eukaryota; Metazoa; Echinodermata; Crinoidea; Comatulida; Comatulidae
Product: serine/threonine-protein kinase BRSK2-like
Exons: 6
Coding region: 166-762 (198 amino acids)
Biological process (GO): protein phosphorylation; microtubule cytoskeleton organization; intracellular signal transduction
Cellular component (GO): cytoplasm
Molecular function (GO): protein serine/threonine kinase activity; ATP binding; tau-protein kinase activity
Source: RefSeq, a predicted model, not a curated record